Populus nigra (black poplar) is the source of this 2181-nucleotide messenger RNA. RefSeq lists its product as uncharacterized. The transcript is spliced from 5 exons. The record is from RefSeq and is a predicted model, not a curated record. Bases 85 to 1566 code for a protein of 493 amino acids. Lineage: Eukaryota; Viridiplantae; Streptophyta; Magnoliopsida; Malpighiales; Salicaceae.
GUGCAUAUCGUAUCUAGCUUAAAUCUCUCGAGCACCAGUCACAAAACCAGUUUUCAUUUUCACUUUCAAAACCCUCUUUUAACCAUGGAUAAUCCGACCGAAUCCGAACUCUCUAACCCAGCUUCACCUUCUCCAGCUCCUCCGGCUCUGGCUCCACCUCCACCUCCUUGUACCACUCCUGAUUUGGCUCCACAUCCAGUUACAUCUCAAGUAAUAGCUCCAAAUCAGGCGCCAGUUCCUGACCCGACCCCAAACCCGGCGCCAGUUCAUGAACCGACCCCAAACCCAGCGCCAGUUCCUGACCCGACGCCAAAUCCAGCUCCAGCUCCUUAUUCCACUCUAUCUCCGGCUCCGGCUGCCUCUACCACUACCCUUACAUCUCGGGUUUCUGAAAAUAUCUCUUUCUCCAAGAAAUUAGUGAAAAAAGGCCUUCCAGACAACCUGAUGUACAAGAAUCGUCUGCAAGAAUACACACAAAAAUCAUCUUUACAGCUCCCUGUAUAUCAAACUUUAAAUGAAGGACCUGCUCAUAUGCCAAGGUUUAGAUCGACUGUGUGGGUAGAUGGAGCACGGUAUAGAUCCCAAAAAACUUUCUUGCAUCGAAAAGCAGCUGAACAAGAUGUUGCGAACCUUGCACUUGAGAGUAUCCUAAAAAGAGUAAAGGAUGAAGGAUGUCCACUUCUACUUGGGGUCUGUGAACAAAUUGACACGGUGUUUUGCAAAUCCAUUCUGAAUGAAUUUGCAGUGAAGGUGAAUCGUGAAAAACCUACUUACAACACUGUUCAGUCGCCUGGGCUGCUGCCUGUUUUCAUAUCUACUUUGGUUUUUGAUGGUGUAAGUUAUACUGGUGAUGCUGGCAGAAACAAGAAAGAGGCUGAGCAAUUGGCAGCACGUGCUGUGAUCCUUUCUCUUAUAGGUAAUUCUGGGUCAUCAAAAAUUCUUUAUGAAAUAAUCAAGUCUAAAAGCAAGCUCUAUGCUGCAUUGGAUAGGGUUAAGGACCCAAGCCAUUCCCAACCCAACAUUGUACCUGUGGCAGUAAAAGUUGGACAUUGCUCUGAAACCACAGUCAAUCAAGAGCAAGAGGUAAGCACUGCUGUUGUUAGGGAUGCUGUACCAGUGAGUGCAAACAUUGUACCUGUGGCAGUAAAAGUUGGACAUUGCUCUGAAACCACAGUCAAUCAAGAGCAAGAGGUAAGCACUGCUGUUGUUAGGGAUGCUGUACCAGUGAGUGCAAACAUUGUACCUGUGGCAGUAAAAGUUGGACAUUGCUCUGAAACCACAGUCAAUCAAGAGCAAGAGGUAAGCACUGCUGUUGUUAAGGAUGCUGUACCAGUAAGUGCAAUUCCACCUGCAGCUUCAGGAAUGCAUCCUUCCCACCAUGACUCCAAGAGACCAAGACCAGAUCUGCACACUGUUUCAGAACAGCCUCUGGGUGUUGACUUUGGUUCUAGUUCAGCUAAAAAGAGGAGGAAGAACAAGAAAAAGGCUAACAAAGAAACUGAUACCCAGUUUCCUACUGAUGCAAUUCCUCUGAAUCAAGCAUCACCUUGUUCUGUAGCCCAAUGAAUAGCCUGACCUGUGUUUUUCUGCUCCUGCCCGCAGUUAAUGACUCUUUAUGGGUAUGCAUAUUUGUUAGGAGUAUAUACUAAAACUUGUCAUUUGUUGUAAAAUAGGAUUAGACAUGAGACACUAAUGGUAGGAACUAUGGUAAUUGUUCUGUAGAAAUAGUAUUUUUUUGUUUAUGAUUAUUGGUCUUCUAUGCUUCCUUUUUACUGAUAUGAUAGCUAACAACAAUAAAUGAGCGUAUACCCUAAGCUGCUUCUUGCAUUAUAUGACCAUUGACAGUUUGGUUACGACUGGUUUUCCUUGAAACAGCGUCCAUGACAUGUAUUCUGCUCCAACUUUUCAUGACAUUUAUGGGGCAAGAGAGUUUAUCCCUGUGCAGAAAGCCCCGGCUGUUAUUGAGGAUUUAGUUCCUUAAAUUGAAGAGUCAUGUGAAGGUCCAUUUGUAUGUUUUGGCUAGUUGAGAAUUACUCCCUCAAAUGUUAGAGACUUAAAUUGGGCCAGCAUUUUCUUCCAUAUUUUUGUUGGUGGAUUUCUCUAGCUACUUAGUUUUGUUGUUUGUGAGAUAGGUUUUCAUGAAAAACGAGAUUAUUUAUGUAAAUUGAUUAUUUUUUAUUA